CCCUCCAUCUGUCACUUGCGAAGUGAAUAAACACAACUGUUCUAGACAUUUAUUUUAUUACUUACUUAAAAUUAUGGAUACUAUUUGCCGUUUGUGUUGUUCCGAUAAAUUCGUCAACAAUUAUAUAUUUGACGAAAAGAAUGCAUGGUACCUUAAAAUGGCGUUAUUACCCGUUAAGAUUGACAAGAACGAUCGGCUGCCCCAGAAGAUUUGUGAUCAUUGCAGUCGUAAAGUUAACGAGUUUUAUGAGUUUUGUAAUGAAACUAUUGUAGUGGAAAAUAAGCUACAAGCUUUCUUAAAACAGCAAGGAACACACAACACAACUGUAGAUCUCAUACUUGGAAAACCGAAGACACCAAUUCUACCUCCUAAAACAUGUGAACAAAGUCAUCAAAUUGAUGAAGGUAUACCAGUAGAUGAAGUUGUCAAAAUCAAAGUUGAAACGCCAAAAGAAAUAAAACAAGAAGAUAUUGAAGCAGAGGAGAACUAUCACUACUCAGAUGACAGUGAUGAUGUCUAUUUAACAAAUCUAAAAGCAAAGAAAAACGAUAUUGAUGUAAUAAGAUUAAAAAACAGAGAGAAACAGGACGUAAAAAGUAAUGGCGUGAAGAAAAAUUCAUGCGGAAACAAGUCUGAGCUUAUGGAAGAUUGGUCGAUGAUACUAAAGCAGUUCCCUGAGGGCCCUUAUAAUUUGGUCGACGAAACAGAUGUACCAGUUAAACAGGAAGUCAAAGAUGAAAACAGUGCAGAUUUCGAUGACUUGCCUAACUUAAAAGACAAAUAUCGUUGUUGUAUUUGUCUAAAGAAUUGCAAGUUUAAGAGUACAUUGUUGAAGCACUAUAAAACACACGGAAAGGAUAUUCCAAAGACGAAUAAUCUUCAGGUGCCUCCAAUACCUGAUCAGAACCCAUUAAAAUGCACGAGAUGUAGAAAGUCUGUAAAGAAAGAUACGUGGGCGGAACAUUGGCAGAACCAUUGGAAACGCGACCAUCGGCCCUACCGAUGCGCGUUGUGCGACAAAUCGUUCACGUCUUCACAACAAGUCAUGGUGCACGGUCUGUCGCACAGCCACAAUCCAGUCGACGACGAGGCCAUGCAGCUGAAGAAGCAAAAUCGUUAUGUUUGUGAUUUUUGUCCUGAAGAAUUUAUGUACAUGAGGUGUCUGCAGGCCCACCGGACGAACGCGCAUCCUGAAUCCGCCUCGAAGGCCGUGACGCACCGCUGCUGGAAGUGCUCGCGGCAGUUCGCGCACCUCAACUCGCUGAGGCGGCACUUUAUGACGCACACCGGCGAGAGGAACUUCCUGUGCAACGUGUGCGGGAAGGCGAUGAGCUCGAGGGACCAUCUCAAGCUUCACAUAAACAUACACACCGGCUACAAGCCAAACGUUUGUUCGACGUGCGGUAAGGGCUUCGUCAAGAAGAGCAAUCUGAAGCUGCACGAGCGCGUCCACAGCGGCGAGAAGCCGUACGUGUGCUCGCACUGCGGGAAGGCGUUCAGCCAGCGAUCGACGCUCGUCAUACACGAGAGAUACCACAACGGUGUCCGUCCGUACGUGUGCGCGCUGUGCGGUCGCGGAUUCGUCGCCAAGGGGCUGCUGUCCGUGCACCUCAAGAACACUUGCAUAUAGCAGACACCCCCGGACGUGUAUGGCAACACCGGAGCACUCGAAAGCACAGACUGAAAUAAAAAUCUAAUUAUUUUUAAGUAACUAGUUAAAUGUAAUGAAAGAAUUGUGAUAGUUUUGCACUCGCUAGUAAUAAUGUGUUUUUUUUUAAAUGUAUAAUAAAUAAGAACCAAUUAUUUAACAUCACACAGAUAUGGUAACUGAAUUGUUAUAUUUUUACGUUUAAGUAUUUUUUUUGGUUUUAAUAUUUAACUGAAUCAAGUUAAAGAAAUACAGGGGAUAUGAUUAAAUCACUGGAGUCGUAUAUCCGAAAUUGAAAAAUAAAAGUACCAUUAAAUUAUUUUGUGAUCAAUACUCAUUUGUGAAUCCAAUACUAAUUAUUAUUAUAAUAUAAGGACCUUACCAAUGAAAUUGC
Messenger RNA from Bombyx mandarina (wild silkworm), 2042 nucleotides. RefSeq lists its product as uncharacterized. Gene Ontology annotation, molecular function: zinc ion binding; DNA-binding transcription factor activity, RNA polymerase II-specific; RNA polymerase II cis-regulatory region sequence-specific DNA binding. Gene Ontology annotation, cellular component: nucleus. NCBI's taxonomy places the organism in Eukaryota, Metazoa, Arthropoda, Insecta, Lepidoptera, Bombycidae. The record is from RefSeq and is a predicted model, not a curated record. Gene Ontology annotation, biological process: regulation of transcription by RNA polymerase II.